AUAGCGCAUCCGAUGCGACAAUUCGCAUCUGUCUCUAGCGCACCGGCCUCGUUUUCAUGCCCCUCCUGCCGCUUCACCACUCAAUUUUGUCCGUGUUGUGGAAAGUAUCUCACGGGCUCCGCACCAAUCGAUGCUACAAAUGGUCAGUGUUUGCAUAAUUCCCAGAAAUUGAGAGGAUCACAUCAUGCGCAUCACUUGAAGACCUCUAACUCGUCACUGUUUUCUCCUUUGCUAGCAGCGGAUAAGACAGUGCGCCAAUCAGGUGAUAGGGCAAACGUGCGCGAGGCCUUUGGAGAUUCCGCGCGGGCUUUCUCCGUCGCGGACCAGGAUGUUAUUGAAUGGGCUCAGAAGCAGCUGCGACUUCCACGGCGACCCCUGUCCGCGUUUGAGGUAUUUUGUCAUGAAGCAAUCACUGGGGUAGACGAACACACCAGCGGUGGUGCAGCGAUGCCAGAUGCUCAAGUUGAUGUGUGUACUAGAAGCAGUAGCAACAUGAAUCGUGCCGAUUUAAAUCCAAGGGAGGAAGAUGUCUUGCGUCAACGCCGCAUCCUGGCUCAGAAAUGGUUCUACGCCGACCGGCAGCUCCGGGAGGAGUGCGAGAAGCGAGCCAAGGUCUGGAGCGACCUCUGGACGAAUUCUACUCAUGUUCCUGUCGCAGCGGUAGACGCAGUUGGUGCGGCCACCACAAUGCCGCCCUCGCAGCAUUCUGCGGGCUCUACAGCGCAACAUCUAUCAAACGCGAGUUCUUCCCUAUCACCAGACCCUCUCCUCGCGAAGAAUUCAGGCGAAGGGUCACACAAAGACCAGAUAUCGAGCAAGAAACGGGAUGCCAAGCUGAAUGUGUGUGUAACGAGCUAUCAAUUAUUUCGUGCAGCCAACAAAGGUAAAUUUAGUUCGCAAAUUGCCGCAGUUCAAGCAUGGAGAGCGCUUAGCCCAGGUUCGAAGGCUCCCUUCGAUAAAGCCGCCGCCGAAUUGCGGGUUCAGAGGCUUCUUCAAGUCAGUGGGGGUACCGUCAGAGGGUAGAAAGGGUGUAAGCUGAAAUGUCCCCUUACUUAGUCGAUUCCAUUCAUUUACACUUUUCUCUUCCUAUUUAUUUUUAUUAUUUCUCCUUUUUGUCUUCCUUUUUAUUGUUUUGUGCUGCUACGAGUUUGGUUGUGUUGCAAGAGGUUUAAGUAACACACCCGUCUUCCUCAUUGACACUAACAAAGCUUAGACAAACACUUCAAA
Molecule: messenger RNA, 1227 nt
Organism: Phytomonas sp. EM1
Lineage: Eukaryota; Euglenozoa; Kinetoplastea; Trypanosomatida; Trypanosomatidae
Source: the annotation of a GenBank genome assembly